This is a messenger RNA of Cladophialophora psammophila CBS 110553, 1323 nucleotides long. RefSeq lists its product as uncharacterized. The record is from RefSeq and is a predicted model, not a curated record. Gene Ontology annotation, molecular function: FAD binding. Bases 1 to 1323 code for a protein of 440 amino acids. Lineage: Eukaryota; Fungi; Ascomycota; Eurotiomycetes; Chaetothyriales; Herpotrichiellaceae. The transcript is spliced from 3 exons.
AUGGCAGCCGCCGAUUCUGUUCUCAUUCCCCAGGCGGAUGAAAUCUCCAUUGAAAAUGCGCGGGUCGUCAUCAUCGGCGCCGGCCCGGUGGGAUUAUUCUUAGCGUUGAAACUCGCAAAGGCAGGAGUUGAUGUCCUCGUCCUGGAGGCAGAGGGGCAGGUGUCUCAGAGUCCUCGUGCAACUACGUAUAUGCCCAUUGUGCUCAACGAAUUAGACAAGAUCGGGCUGUAUGAGGAUGUCCUAGAAGCAGGAUACACAAACACAGAAGGAAUCACGUUCCGCAAGUCCCACGCUAAAGGUGGUGACGUCCUAGCUCAAAUGAGAAUGUCCCAAGUACCCAAGGGCGUUGUCAAGUACGAUUUUGCAGGUAUCCACCUCGGCCAGCACAUCCUGGCCGAAAUCAUUUUGUCGCAUUGCAAAAAAGAACCAAAAUUUCGAAUACGCUGGGGCCACCGCUACGUCGGCUCGCGGCAAGGGUUAGAGUCGGACUCUGUCAAAAUCAUUUGUGUUGGGCCUGUCGGCGAGAAAUUCUUCAGUUGCGAUUAUCUCGUCGGUGCAGAUGGGGCCGGCAGCGCCGUGAGGCGCUCCUUGUGCAUUCCAUUCGAGGGCUUCACCUGGUCGGACUUCCGCUUUGUCGCAGCCAACGUCAAAUAUGACUUUGACAAGUACGGCUUCGCAACGGCCAAUAUGGUCGUGGAUGAGGAGGACUGGGCCGUCAUUGCACGGACAGGGCCUGGGAAUGAUCCGUGGCGCGUUGCUUUUGGUGUGCGGACCGACAUCCCAGAGUCUGAGAUUUUGAAGAAACUCCCCGAGAAGUUUGAGAGUUUAUUCCCCGGACCGAGACCCUUGAAGUAUGAGCUGGUCAGUGCGAAUCCGUACUGGGCUCAUCAGCGGGUGGCCGCGACCCUUAAAGUUGGCAAGACCUUGCUUUGUGGUGACGCGGGACAUUCUAACAACCCCAUUGGUGGCCUGGGCCUAACCACGGGGCUACUUGAUUCGGCGGCUUUGGGGAACUGUUUGAUCCGGAUCUUCCAGCAUAAUGAGCCAGCGGAUCCUUUGCUAGAACGAUAUGCCCAAGUCCGCAGAGAUACGUGGAUCAAGUUCACCAAUGCUCAGUCAAUUGACUUCAAGCUCAGAGUCCACUCAUUCCACCCUGAUGUGGAGGCUGCCAGGAACGGGUUGUUCUAUGCACUAAAUACUGACCCGUCCAUGCAUCUGAAGAUGGCUACGAUGAUGAAUGAGAUCACGAAGGAUGAGUUUGCGCUGCCGGAGUUGGAUGGACUAUCUCCAACAGAGGCACAAACAACCGUUGAAGACAAGUAG